Gamsiella multidivaricata is the source of this 836-nucleotide messenger RNA. RefSeq names its product small GTPase. The record is from RefSeq and is a predicted model, not a curated record. The transcript has 4 exons. The coding region runs from base 88 to 723 and encodes 211 amino acids. Gene Ontology annotation, molecular function: GTP binding; GTPase activity. Lineage: Eukaryota; Fungi; Mortierellomycota; Mortierellomycetes; Mortierellales; Mortierellaceae. Gene Ontology annotation, cellular component: recycling endosome. Gene Ontology annotation, biological process: exocytosis.
GCCCCUGCACCUCCUUCUUUCUCCACAGCUGCAUCUCAUACUCGCCCUCACCCUCACCCUCAGCAUCAGAUCAUCAUCACAGCCAUCAUGAGCAAGGACGACGAAUACGACUACCUCUUCAAAGUUGUCCUGAUCGGAGACUCUGGAGUCGGAAAGUCCAACCUGGUCUCGCGGUUUACAAGGAACGAGUUCAACCUGGAAUCAAAGUCGACCAUUGGAGUCGAGUUCACAACAAGAAGUAUCCAGGUUGAUGCAAAGACCAUCAAAGCACAAAUUUGGGACACUGCUGGACAGGAGCGUUACCGCGCUAUCACAUCUGCCUACUAUCGUGGCGCCGUUGGUGCAUUGCUGGUGUAUGAUAUCGCCAAGCACGCUACAUAUGAGAACGUGGGCCGCUGGCUCAAGGAACUCCGUGACCAUGCUGAUACCAACAUUGUGAUAAUGCUUGUCGGAAACAAGAGUGAUUUGCGACACCUACGUGCAGUUCCCACCGACGAAGCGAAGCAGUUUGCUGCCGAAAACGGACUGUCGUUCAUUGAGACGUCGGCGUUGGACUCUAGCAACGUCGAAUUAUCCUUCCAGCGCAUCCUAACUGAAAUUUAUCGCAUUGUCUCCAACAAGGCAUUGGAGAGCUCUGGAGAUGUGAUCCGCCCCACAGGAGGCGAGACGAUCAAUGUCACACCAACAGAUGGAGACGCCAAUGCCGCUGGAAGGUGCUGUUGAGGGACAUCGCAGGCAACGAAGGAUCGACUUGUGCAUACAACCCAAUGUCUUUGUCACAUCUUCUUUUAGUUACAUCCAUCCCAGUGCUACAAUACAGAUUAAAUAAAUAGUAG